Crotalus tigris (Tiger rattlesnake) is the source of this 952-nucleotide messenger RNA. RefSeq lists its product as uncharacterized. The transcript has 3 exons. The record is from RefSeq and is a predicted model, not a curated record. The annotation marks the transcript as partial. NCBI's taxonomy places the organism in Eukaryota, Metazoa, Chordata, Lepidosauria, Squamata, Viperidae.
AUGUCCUUCGGUGGAAUCUCUUCUCUGACCCAGAACAAUGUGUCAAGUUCUGCCAAACGUUUGUCUGAUGUAACUGUGAAAGUCCCUGGGGAAGCCAACAUCUCCCUUACCCAAGGUGUUAUAAAGAAUUUACAAGAUAUUGAUUCUGCAUCUUCACAAGAUCAUAUUCCAAAAUUAGAAACAAUCUUUCAUAUAGCAAGAUAUCCCUUAACUAUUGAUAUCCAAUCUCCACUCAAAGAAAAAGUGGUGCCUCUGUCUCCUAUACCAUCUAUAGGAAAAACCUUUCCAUUCAGCAAAGUGAAAAAUGGCACACAGGGAGCCCUUCUUCAAAAAAAUGAAGCAGGAGCUGCUAAAAUACUCUCAGACUAUGAACUACAGAUUCAAGCAGAUAUCACAAGGAAUACCUCCGCUCAAGAAGACAUGGGCACAAAGCUGCAUGCUAUUCAACAGAGCCAUACCUCAACUGAUCUGACACCUUCUGGAAAAUAUCUUGGGAUUUCAGCUACCCAGACUAAUUCUGACCAUGGUUCUAAAGCAAAGCAUUUGAGACAGUCCGUAUGGACCACACUGUCUUCUUUCCAUUGGAAAACAUCAUUUUCUCUUCGUGUAAAUCAGCGUAGCCAGGCACUAGAGAGCUCUGUGCAGUCAAGAAUUUCAGGAAGGACUGCUUCAUUCAGAAAGCCUUAUGCCUCAGGUGUAAACCAUUUGGCAAUUGACUGGAGAUCACUUAAUAAGCAACUCAACUGUGCACAUAUGCCAUGUUUCCCUGGUGUGCCCUGUGAAUCAACAAAGGAUCAGGCAUUCAAAUGUGGACCCUGCCCCUUUGGAUACAGUGGCGAUGGAAUACAGUGUUAUGCACUUUGUGAUCCACUGUGUGAAAAUGGAGGGACCUGUAUCAGUCACAAUAUCUGUUCCUGUGCAUAUGGAUUUGUUGGCUCAAGAUGUGAAACAC